AUGAAUAAUAACGCUUGGGAAGAUGCAUAUGGCGAUGAAACUACUGGUCCAUCGACAGUAGUCUUUUUUCCAGAUAUGUCAGAAUUUGAAAAACAAGAUCAAAAUGAAGAGGAGAAUAAUUCAAAUGAAGGAAUUGCUUCCGAUUGGGCUCUUAAAAAGAUUGGAACUUUGCAAGCACGCUUGGAAGCGAUACAAAACGCCAAAGAUUCAAAACGAUUCUCUGGAUCAAAUUUCUACCUGAAGUUUUCAUCAAGUGUUAUUUUCAACUUGGCGAAUGAAGUAUUUGGCUACAAUGGAUGGUCGUCUGAGAUUAUUAGUUCCCAUUUGGUGCACGAGCAACUUAACGAAGAAAAUAACGAAUAUUCGGUCAAGUAUAAUGUUGUCGCUCGUAUAAUUUUGAAAGAUGGCACUUACAACGACGAAUUGGGUACGGGGGAGGCUUCAAACAUGCCACACAAAAAUAUGUGCUAUAACAAAGGUAAGAAACAAGCAAUCACCGAUGGGUUAAAAAACUCUAUUUUAGGGUUGCGGGACCUACUUCUUGAGAACGAAUUAAAGAAUUUCGAAAGAGUUGAACAAGGUAAGACGUAA
Molecule: messenger RNA, 591 nt
Organism: Debaryomyces hansenii CBS767
Lineage: Eukaryota; Fungi; Ascomycota; Pichiomycetes; Serinales; Debaryomycetaceae
Gene: RAD59
Product: Rad59p
Exons: 1
Coding region: 1-591 (196 amino acids)
Biological process (GO): double-strand break repair via homologous recombination; mitotic recombination; carbohydrate metabolic process
Cellular component (GO): nucleus
Molecular function (GO): hydrolase activity, hydrolyzing O-glycosyl compounds
Source: RefSeq, a predicted model, not a curated record